Molecule: messenger RNA, 573 nt
Organism: Lathyrus sativus (Indian pea)
Lineage: Eukaryota; Viridiplantae; Streptophyta; Magnoliopsida; Fabales; Fabaceae
Source: the annotation of a GenBank genome assembly
AUGGAAGAGAUUCCGGAGAGAGGCGAACUGCGGAGAAUUCAGAGAGAGCAAGAGAGGGAGAGAAGGCGGAUACGAGAUCGACAGAGGAGGCAAGCGAUGACGCAAGAACAAAGGGAAAGACACCUUGCGCGACGGAGAAGAAACUAUCAACUUCGCAGACAACGAGCGGCGAAUACAAAUGGGAAUGCUAGUAAUGUUAAUGCUCCUUUCAUUUCUCUUCCUCUUAACCCUCUUACUCUAGAAUCAAGUGCUGGUGAAGCAAGUACUAGUGAUGAAUUUCAAGGUGCUAAUUCUUCUACUUCACUGGACUAUAGAGUGCUUAGUCGUGGUAUUGGUAUUCCUCGUUAUGGACAAGAAACAUUGAAUUUGGAAACAAAAGUUUCUCAUGGUUCAUCUGUUAACGUGGAAACUCUAGUUUAUAGGCUAGAUAGUUCUCCAAGGUUGCGUCUGAAACAAAUUAGACAUCUUGCAAGAAAUCUUACAGGUUUAGUGGUUGAUUCUGCUGGUACUGACCAGGUUGCAGUUGAUUUGAAAACAAAUAAAGAAGUAUCCAUCGGUGAUUCGAGUGAGUAA